AUGCGCUUCCUAACCACUCUCCGCCCAACAACCCGUAUCGCCCCGCGCAUCCCCAUCCGUCCCUUCCACGCCGCCCGCAUCCUGCAUCAAGACCAAGCCAAAGACAGCAACGGUAGUUUCAUCGACGGUCUCGCAGAGGGCGAAGCCAAGGGGCGCACAGGCGGCGGCGAACCCCUCGACGCUACUUCUAAGAAUGCACCUCCUCAGCCUAAAGUGUCGAACCAGAGUAUCCCAGGGAACCAGACUGAUGAGUUGACGGAGGAGCAGAAGAAGGAGGUUGAGGAACACAAUAAGGACUUUGAUAAUAGGCAUGAUCGUGGGAAUGUUGCGCCGGGGGAUAAGGUUGAUAAGAAGUUCUGGGGGGAUGGUAGACAUGGGGAGAAGGAUAAUAAGGAUGCGACGCCAAAGGAGGAUAAGUGA
Molecule: messenger RNA, 420 nt
Organism: Fusarium proliferatum ET1
Lineage: Eukaryota; Fungi; Ascomycota; Sordariomycetes; Hypocreales; Nectriaceae
Exons: 1
Coding region: 1-420 (139 amino acids)
Source: RefSeq, a predicted model, not a curated record